Molecule: messenger RNA, 1221 nt
Organism: Protopterus annectens (West African lungfish)
Lineage: Eukaryota; Metazoa; Chordata; Ceratodontiformes; Protopteridae
Product: trace amine-associated receptor 5-like
Exons: 2
Coding region: 1-1221 (406 amino acids)
Biological process (GO): G protein-coupled receptor signaling pathway
Cellular component (GO): membrane
Molecular function (GO): trace-amine receptor activity
Source: RefSeq, a predicted model, not a curated record
AUGGAAGACUCAUUCUUUGAAGAAGAAAUUGAUAACCUCAAAGAUUGUUUUAAAAACAGGGGUUAUAAGUCUGAAAUGGUGGAUAAGGUUAUAGAUAAAAAUAAAGGUUUAAGACAUAAUACACAUAAACCAUGGAUAAAGCGAGCUAAGAAUGCUGAAAGUAAUAUAGAUAAGAGCAAUCGACACAUGGGGCCGCAACUGAUGUUUACUUAUUGUAGCAACAGGAGCACUGGCAGAAAAGAAACAGGAUAUGUCACUGUUCUGAAGCUGAAGGCCAAAAUGUGUAAGCCACCUACAUUGAUCGCCAUACGACCAGAGGUUAACAGACACUGGAAAAUGAGUCCACUGCAGAACAAGUCGGUUGAAAGAAUUGUAUUCUGCUAUGAUGACAGGAAUGAUUCGUGUAUUAAACUUUCUAGAUCUUUCAGUGCCACGGCUGCCCUUUACUGUAUUGCUGUUUUGGCAAUAACAGCUACUGUACUUGGUAACUUACUGGUUGUCAUCGCAGUCUCUCAUUUCAGGGUGUUGCAUUCACCAACAAAUUUUUUGACAUUAUCAUUAGCCUUAACUGACUGCCUGCUUGGGGUAAUGGUGCUUCCUUUCAGCUCCAUAAGAUCGGUUGAGACAUGUUGGUAUUUUGGAGAUAAAUUUUGCACCCUCCACUCUGGCUUUGAUACAUCCUGGUGCUUAUCUUCUAUUCUUCACCUCUGUUUCAUUUCAGUUGAUCGAUAUCUUGCAAUCUGUUAUCCUCUGUUAUACACAUCCAAAAUGACUGUUACUGUAGCUUGUAUUUUUAUUGCUCUUUCUUAUGUGAUAGCCAUUGUAUAUACAUAUGGUUUGUUGUAUUCUAACAUAAUUGAUGACACAUUUAGAAAUGCAGUUCCAGAGGAGAAGUGCCUUGGUGGUUGUCAACUCAUAUUCAUGAGAUUAUGGGGAUGGGUCACCUUUCCUUUCUUUUUUGUGCCCUGCUUUAUAAUGAUAGGAUUAUAUGCAAAGAUAUUUUUUGUAGCAAUGAAGCAGGCUCGGAUUAUAGGAAGCAUGAUUGAUUACCAGAAUACAUUAAAUGUUAGAGCAUCAACAAGAGAAAGAAAAGCUGCAAUAACUCUAGGUGUUGCAGUGGGAGUUUAUUCACUUUGUUGGAUACCUUUUAUUAUUGUGACUUUAAUUGAUCCAUUUCAGAACUUCAGCACCCCACCAAUAAUAUUUGAUUUUUUUAAUUAA